AUGCUGCAGGAAGGAAUUGUUAUGGAUCCUAUGACUUAUAGCGAGAAGCGAUCACGUCAAUUGCUUGAGGAACGCUUAGAGAGUAUUAUUAGUGCAGCUGCACUAAUGGCAGAUGCAGACUGCACUAGAGACGAACGUCGAGAAAGAAUUGUGGCUGAAUGCAAUGCUGUUCGACAAGCUUUACAAGACCUGCUUACUGAAUAUAUGUCAAACAUGAGUCAAAAAGAUAACAGCCCUGGACUCUCUCGAGCAAUAGAUCAAAUGUGUCGAAAAACUCGUGACCUGAGAAGGCAAUUACGAAAGGCUGUUGUGGAUCAUGUUUCGGACUCAUUUUUAGAGACUUCAACUCCUCUGCUAGAUUUAAUUGAAGCUGCCAAGAUGGGCAAUGAAAAAAAAGUUCGUGAGAAAGCUGACAUAUUCACUAAGCAUGCUGAAAAACUCGUUGAAGUUGCUAAUCUAGUAUGUAGCAUGUCAAGCAAUGAAGAUGGUGUUAAGAUGGUUCGAUAUGCUGCUGCUCAAAUCGAAAGCCUUUGCCCGCAAGUCAUAAAUGCAGCCUCUAUUUUGACCGUACGACCAAAUUCAAAAGUAGCUCAAGAAAAUAUGACUACCUAUAGGCAGGCUUGGGAGGUGCAAGUUCGAAUUUUAACCGAAGCAGUGGAUGAUAUAACAACAAUUGACGACUUUUUGGCAGUAUCCGAGAACCAUAUUCUUGAGGAUGUAAAUAAAUGUGUAAUGGCUUUACAAGUUGGAGAUGCCACGGAUUUGCGCGCUACAGCCGGAGCAAUUCAGGGCCGUUCCGCGCGAGUUUGUAAUGUUGUUGAAGCUGAAAUGGAUAAUUAUGAACCAUGUAUAUAUACCAGACGAGUACUAGAGGCCGUAAAAGUUCUUCGAGAGCAAGUUAUGAUGAAAUUUGAUCAACGUGUGGGAGCAGCAGUUGGAGCCCUUGCAAUAGCACCA
Messenger RNA from Drosophila suzukii, 957 nucleotides. Lineage: Eukaryota; Metazoa; Arthropoda; Insecta; Diptera; Drosophilidae. The record is from RefSeq and is a predicted model, not a curated record.